Molecule: messenger RNA, 384 nt
Organism: Hyalella azteca
Lineage: Eukaryota; Metazoa; Arthropoda; Malacostraca; Amphipoda; Hyalellidae
Product: homeobox protein DLX-1-like
Exons: 3
Coding region: 1-384 (127 amino acids)
Biological process (GO): regulation of transcription by RNA polymerase II
Molecular function (GO): RNA polymerase II cis-regulatory region sequence-specific DNA binding; DNA-binding transcription factor activity, RNA polymerase II-specific
Source: RefSeq, a predicted model, not a curated record
AUGGCAGAGAUGGAGACACGGGAUGACCCAACUCUGUAUGCCCUAACUGUGGGUGCUCUAACUCUCGCUGGCUCAACUCUGGGUGCCAAGAAGCAGGACGACGAGACGUCAGUUAGAGUUGGUGGCAAAGGCAAGAAGAUGCGCAAGCCGCGCACCAUAUAUUCAAGUCUUCAACUUCAACAGCUCAACAAAAUAUUUCAACGCACUCAGUACCUCUCCCUGCCUGAGCGAGCUGAACUUGCGGCCAAACUUGGUCUAACUCAAACUCAGGUGAGGAACUGCGACGAGAGUCAGUGGCAGGCGAAGCUAAGUCUUGCAGUUUGCAAAAAUGGGAUUUAUUUCUAUUUAUUUAGUUUACUUUUAUUGGAAUAUGAAUUUGUUUAG